AUGGAAACCCUUGUUCAACACCAGAAAGAAUUGUCGACGUUGCGAUAUCUACGUGCGAGAAAUUUUGAUGUUGCCGCUGCGUUCGAGCAGUUUGACUUCGCCGCAAAAUGGCGCAGGGAAAAUGGAAUUGCGGAGUUUUAUGAUAAUUUGGACGUGCAAAGCUUCGAGGAAUCUAGGAAAAUGACGCGAUCACGAUGGCCGGCCGCUUUAUGUGUUCGCUGUCAAGAACUUCACCAAGAAAAAGUGGAUGAGUAUCUCGCUAAAAUUGAUGCUUGCUCUUCGGUGAAAACCCAAUCUAGGUCCGACUCACCCGGCUAUAUUCUCCAUUCCUACGCGCCGUAUGACCAUUUGAUACAAUUUGUGACUCCCUUGGUGUCGGAAUUCCCGCGGCCAAACAAGAACACACCGAUUUCUGCUUCAACCUAUAUCAUUGAUAUAUCUGGGGUGAGCCUCAAGCAGUUCUUCGCCAUACGAAAGUACGGGCAGGAGUCAAGUGAACUGGCGACUAAACAUUAUCCCGAAACCCUUGGGCGAGUCUUUGAAAGUUUCCUCCCACACAUACAUACCUAUCUGCCGAAACUAAUUGGUCGCAGGUUGUUGGGGCUCCGUAUUUCUUUCGGCAUGAGCCAUUGGUUCGACCCUGUCACUCGAUCGAAAUUAUUCUUGUUGAGUUCGUCGGAAGCCAAGUCCACCUUGCUUUCGCACAUAGAUGCAUCCGAUCUUCCCGAGGAGUAUGGUGGUACACUGAAAUGGAAACUGAAAUGGAAGUGGCAGGAUAUGCCAAACCUCGACGAGCCGAUGCGAGAGUUGGUGAGUGAGCUGUAUGAGUCAAGUAAGCAAGAGGGUCAAAUUGUGAAGGGUCUAGUCAGUUUUCAAGACGGUUGUAUUCAACUCCUAGGCAGGGAGAAUAGGCAGCCAGGCGUAAUCAGCUCUGUCGUGUAUAGAAAAAGUCCCAGCAAUACACAAGUCAUUCCACUCAAUAAGAUUUCCGGGACAAUGCGGAGAAAGCAACAUUACUAA
Penicillium odoratum is the source of this 1020-nucleotide messenger RNA. RefSeq names its product SEC14 family lipid-binding protein. NCBI's taxonomy places the organism in Eukaryota, Fungi, Ascomycota, Eurotiomycetes, Eurotiales, Aspergillaceae. Bases 1 to 1020 code for a protein of 339 amino acids. The transcript is spliced from 4 exons. The record is from RefSeq and is a predicted model, not a curated record.